Thamnophis elegans (Western terrestrial garter snake) is the source of this 648-nucleotide messenger RNA. Its product is annotated as rho-related GTP-binding protein RhoF-like. The coding region runs from base 1 to 648 and encodes 215 amino acids. Gene Ontology annotation, molecular function: GTP binding; GTPase activity. Gene Ontology annotation, biological process: cell migration; small GTPase-mediated signal transduction. The transcript is spliced from 5 exons. Lineage: Eukaryota; Metazoa; Chordata; Lepidosauria; Squamata; Natricidae. The record is from RefSeq and is a predicted model, not a curated record.
AUGGAAAGAAGUCAAGAGGCUCCAGGGCAGUCAGGGUACAAACAGGAGACCAGAGGAAUUACUGAGAUCAAGCUGGUAGUAAUAGGAGAUGGAGGUUGCGGGAAAACAUGUAUGCUCACGGUCUUUGCAAAAGGAGAAUUCCCUAAGGUUUAUGUGCCAACAGUUUUUGAGAAAUACUUCGCUCCAUUUCGCAUCAAUGACAAACAAGUCCAUAUCAGUCUUUGGGACACAGCAGGACAGGAAGAUUAUGACAGACUCCGCCCUCUCUCCUAUAACGGGGCGCAUGCAAUUAUCAUAUGCUAUGAUGUCACCAAUCCCAUCAGCUUCAACAACAUCCUCACAAAGUGGUAUCCUGAAGCAAAACAUUUCUGCAAAGGAAUUCCAAUUUUGCUUGUUGGUUGCAAAACUGACCUAAGGAAGGACAAAGUUCUAGUAAGGAAGUUACAUCAAAACCAACUGGAACCCAUCACAUACCAGAAGGGAGAGGCCUUGGCGCGGAAUCUCCAUGCAGUUGCAUAUUUUGAGUGUUCAGCCCUCUAUCAUGAAAAUAUUACUGACAUAUUCACAGAGGCUUCAAGAGCAGCUUUGAGUAGGAUGAGGAAAGAACAGCAGAGGCAAAGGCUCAAAAGGACAUGUCUCCUUACCUAA